UCUAGACAGUGACUAUUUCUGCUCCAAUGGACAAAGGACAACACUUUGUGUUCUUUGUGCUUACAACUGUGCUGCUCCUGAGAGAAUCAAGCCAUGCAGGAGCGAUGAGGAAUGAUGCUGCUGCGAGUAAGGACACUGACUUGAGGGGACCAGAAGAGAAUCUUCCAACUUUGACUGUCACAACAAUCCUGGAAGAUCCCUACGUCAUGGUGAGAAGGGCAGAGUUGGAGGGGUACUGCAUUGACCUGCUGAAAGCUCUUGCUUCAAUGCUUCACUUCAGCUACAAGGUGAAGGUGGUGGGAGAUGGGAAGUACGGCGCCGUCUCUUCCAAUGGAAACUGGACAGGGAUGAUUGGAGAGAUUUUGAGACAGGAAGCAGACAUUGCAGUGGCUCCCCUAACAGUCACAUCAGCCAGGGAAGAGGUAGUCUCCUUCACCACGCCAUUCCUGCAGACUGGGAUUGGAAUCUUGCUUCGAAAGGACACCAUGUCGCAGGAGAUGUCUUUCUUCCACUUCCUGGCACCUUUCAGUAAGGAGACCUGGACCGGUCUCCUAUUUGCUUAUAUUCUGACGUGCUUCUGCCUCUUUCUUGUUGCCAGGCUGAGCCCCUGCGAAUGGAACGAGCCCAAGAAUGAAGAGAAUCACUUCACCUUCUUAAACAGCCUCUGGUUUGGAGCAGGAGCACUCGCGCUGCAAGGUGUCACCCCUCGGCCCAAAGCUCUUUCUGUGCGGGUCAUUGCCGCCAUCUGGUGGCUCUUCACCAUAGCCUUGCUGGCUGCCUACAUCGCCAACUUCACCGCGCUGCUGAGCUCCGGCAGCGAGCAGCUACCAAUCCAGACUUUUGAAGAUCUUGUGAAGCAAAGAAAGCUCGAGUUUGGGACGUUGGACGGCUCCUCCACCUUCUACUACUUCAAGAACUCCAAGAAUCCCAUCCAUCAGAUGAUCUAUGAGUAUAUGGACAAGAGACGAGACCACGUUUUAGUCAAAACCUACCAGGAAGCAGUUCAACGCGUCAUGGACUCAAACUACGCCUUCAUUGGUGAAUCAAUCUCUCAAGACCUUGCAGCUGCCAGGCACUGCAAUUUGAUCAGAGCCCCUGAAGUUAUCGGAGCCAGAGGAUUUGGCAUUGCCACAGCCCAGGCAUCCCCAUGGACUAAGAAGCUCUCCAUUGCGGUCCUCAAACUGCGUGAGUCAGGUGACCUUGACUACUUGCGGAACAAGUGGUGGGAGACCAGCUGCCUUCACAAAAGCAGAGAGCGAUGGAGUCCUCUCCAGCCCCAGGCUCUCGGUGGACUCUUCCUUACUCUUGCAAUUGGCCUCGCACUAGGAGUGAUUGCAGCUGUGGUGGAGCUGUCAAAUAAGAGCAGACACGCUGCUGGACACGUCAAGAAGUCUUGUUGCUCCAUUUUCACAGAAGAAAUGUGCACUCGUCUACGUAUAAAAGAAAAUACAAGACAAAGCCAGGAGACUUCAGGAAGGGCUAAUGCUUAAAAAAUUGUUAAGGAAUGGGUGUGUAUUAGGGUUCUACCAUAUGUAUUUCAUAGGAACUACAUCACUGUAGAAGGGUAUUUUUCUGCAAGUCUAGA
Messenger RNA from Anas platyrhynchos (mallard), 1585 nucleotides. It is a transcript of the gene KBP, whose product is annotated as probable glutamate receptor. Gene Ontology annotation, molecular function: ligand-gated monoatomic ion channel activity; signaling receptor activity. Lineage: Eukaryota; Metazoa; Chordata; Aves; Anseriformes; Anatidae. Gene Ontology annotation, biological process: monoatomic ion transport. Gene Ontology annotation, cellular component: membrane. The record is from RefSeq and is marked provisional.